AUGUUAUUGUGGUUAAAUGGAAUGACUAAUACAUCUAUAAAACAUCCAAUGGACACUAUGAUGGAUGAAUAUCAUGCUAAUCCAAUUAAUAUCGUACCUCUAUUAGCAGAAGAUGAAUUUUUCAUAUAAGCAAAGAAUCUUAAUCCAAAAGUGAUAGACUUCAUUAGAUAGCAUUAAAAAAGCAUUACAACAUAACUCUUAGAUUUAAUUGUACAAUAAAUUGAUGAGGUUACAGAAACAAAUCAUGAUCAAGUUGUUGUAUUUCCAAUUCUAUCAAUUGAAUUUUUUGAACUUGAUCUUCCACCCUUAACUUAAAUGAUUCUCUAAGAAGUAUAAUAUAUAAUUCUUAUACUUCUUAGACAGCAAUUCAAACUCUCUUCGCAGGAUUACUAAAAACUCCAGAUCAAAUACAUGAACCUUAAUGGUCAAAUAUAUAAAGAUUAUUUGCUCUUCUUUUAUCCAAAGAACCUAAAUUAGUUUGUUAAACCAUAUUCAAAUUUGAUUUACUUAAAUUAUUUUUAAAUCAUCUUGAAUCAGCCACUGUUAAUAGUAUCCUUAUUUAAUUAUUCAACCCUGAAUAUGCAAAUUUUGAAGAGAAUAAAUUAGAUCUUCUUUAAUUAGGUUUUCAAAACUUUGAAUUAACGGAAGAAAUGAGUGUUCUUAAUUUUACUUAUCUCAUUCAUGAAAUUAUGACCAGAUACUUUUCAAAUGAUCUAUGUGAAAAACUUGUUUAAUAUAUUGUCAGCAAAUAAAUUAUACUCUAAAUGUUUUAAUGUCUUAGAGUUAAUCAUGAUAAAUUAUUCCUUGCUAAAAGUUCAGCUCAUAUCCUAUCACUUAUUUCUAAUUAUUAUUCUUAUAAAAUGCAAAAUAUUAAUAUUUUUGAAGAAAAUAUCACCCAAAAACUUAUGGAUGAAAAUUCUGAAAUUGCUUAUCAUUAUCAAUUAACACUUGAUUUUGAAUAAACUGAUUUUAUGAAAACCUUUAUAAAUGAAAUGAAUCUAUUUGUUGAAUCAUUUAAUAAAAUCUUAGAAAAUGAUCAUUUAAGACUCAGAACAUUACGUCUAAAAUUACUUGAAAUUUUUGAUAAUUUAGCAAGAAUUUCUAAUAUUAAAUUAUGGAAAUAAAUGAAUUAAUUAAAAUUAUUCAAUCAAAUUGUCUAAAUUUACUUUAAAUAUUCAAAUUCUGAUAUAUUUCAUUCAAUCUUUGAGAAAUUAUUACUAUAUAUACUCAAUAGAGCUAUUAGUGAUUUUCAUCCAUAUUGGUGUACCAUAUUAGUAGAUGAUAUCAAUAUUUAUUCAUUAAUUUCUGAAAAAAUUACUUCAAAAAAUACAAUACCAGGUUAUAUUUAUUUAUUAGCUAAUCAUUUAUCAUGGUUUUAGAAAGAAUUGAAAGAUAAACUAGAUAUUGAUGGAUCUCUAGCCAAAUACUAUCAAUAAUUAAAACACAUUGAUGAAGUAAUAUUGUUGAAUGAUUAAUGGAGAAGAGCUAAUCCAAUAUUUAAUAUAAUAUUUUAAAAGAAUCAAAUAUAAUUAGGAACAUCUUAACCAGGAAGUGAAUCAAAUAUACCUAUAUCAUCAGAACCUGUAAUACAUAAUGGUAAUGAUCAACAAUUAACUAAUGUUAAUGCUUAAUGUCUAUUUAAUAAAGUUAAAAAUAAUAAUUAAUCAAAUAUUGCAUGCAUUUCUGGAGAUUAACCACCUGAAUUUGAAAGUCCUGAAAAACUUGAAGAUUAAACAUAAAACAUUUAACCAGAAGAAUAUGAGUAUGAACCCAGAAAAUCACCUGAAAAAUUAAAUAUAUAAGUUUCUCCAAAAUAAGAUGAAUUUCAAGUACCUACAGAUCUUCCUUAAACACUUAUUUCUUAUAAUUAAGAAUAAAUUAAAGUAGCUGAUUAUAAAUUUGUUGAAGGUGUUUAUUUAUAACCUACUUCUCCAACCAAAUCUUAAUAAUAAUCGGAAUUAUCAUAAAAUAAUUAAGAAAAACAGAAUAUCAUUUAACCUAAUAGCGUAGAAUCUAGUCCUGAUACAAACUAAAAUGAAUAAAAGGUUGAAAUUAUGUCAAUUAGCUUAUAAGAUUUUGUUUAACCUAUUAAUAAGCAUAAAUUCUCUAGUGAUAACAAAAAUUAAUAAUUAAAUGAAAAAUUACCUAGUCCAAAUAAAAAAGUAGAAGACAUCAUUAAAAAAUAUUCUAAUAUGUCUAAAUCUGUUACAUUUGGAUAAGCUAAUUUUGGAAAUAAUAAGCCAAUUGAUAAUUUAUCAUUAAAAAGGAAAAAAUCUAUGGAAUCUUCUUUAAGACUUAAAUAGUUAGAUUAAGUCUAAAGUGAAGACUUUAAAAUUCUUAAGACAAAUAAAGAAGUUACUAAAAUAUUAACAAGUGAUAAUAAAAGUAUUUUAAUGGUAGAUGAAUUGGAUAAAGAAUAAGAAGUUAAUUCAUUAAGGGAUAGUUUAGUUAACAUUAAUAAUAUGAGUUUUUCUAGUACUUCAAGUAAAAGAAGAACUAUCAAAUUUAAAAAACCAAAUAAAACCAAAUCAAUUGGAUAAGAGGUCAACCUGAAUGUUUCAAUUCCUGAAGAACUAUAAGCAAAUAAAGGAAUAGUAUUUUCUUUAUCAAGUUCUAAUUCAUUAAGAGAUUCUUUUGUAAGUAAUUAAAGUAGUAUUACUGAAGAGAAAAAGUUUAGAUAAGCAAAUAAGAAAGAUUAAAAAUUUUUAAAUUAUAUAAGAAAUAUUAAAUGA
Messenger RNA from Paramecium sonneborni, 2732 nucleotides. The record is from the annotation of a GenBank genome assembly. Lineage: Eukaryota; Ciliophora; Oligohymenophorea; Peniculida; Parameciidae.